CAGUCACGUUUUGAUAUUCAACGAGAAAGGCCGUGGAUACAUCUUUCCGAAGAUAAUGUCAGCCCAAAAUAGAAUGACGAUGUUUCAAGGAUGUAUAAUGGGUGUCCUCUUGGUGUGCCUAAACGCCUGUUCAGCAGCCGUUACAAUAUUAGGGGAGGACAAAAAGUACUGUGACGCCAAUAAACCAUUGUCAAUCGAGUGCGAAUUGAACGAUUCGACCACGGAUAUAGACUUUCGAUUCAAUCAUAUCACAGUUGUUUCUUGUGAACCACUAUUCGGUUGCAGCAUAACCGAUUCGGCAUAUAACGUAACAAAAACUGACUAUAGUUACAUUCUACACACUGUCAACAACUUCAAUGCAACUGGGUGUGGAGUUUACCAAUGUACAGACAUCAAAAGCCGCGUGUGCGAUACAGUCAAUGUUACAUACAAAAAGUUUAACAUUGACGCAGACAAUAUUGAGGAACAGGAUUUGUCGUUGACGAUUCCAACAACGUGCGUCUUCCCCUCGGAAAACAUUACAGUCACUUGGUUCUACACAAUUGAAAAUAGUACACAACAACUUGAUCUUGAAUCAGAUUCAUCUUUCAUAAAAACUGUAAACAAAACUGACACCUGCUCAAACGGAACCUGCAAUGCCAAACUGGCCAAGGAAAAAACUUCAUUCGGUUUGAAGUUUAGCGAAACGACAGGACAGUACGUUUAUAGCGUCAUCGAAGUACGAAUCGUGCAUCCGUCUUUUAAGGACCAACCAUCACUGACAUACCAAUCUUUAAAAAAAUAUCCCGUUAAAGAAAUCAAAACCGUACCAGCGAGCAAUCCGAAUUAUGUCAUGUAUGCCUUCAUUGUCCUGCUCCUGCCCCUACUAAUCUACCUUAGCAUUCAUGUUCUUAUUUGGAUAAAAAUUCGGGAUUUGACCUUGUUUGCCUUCAUAAGAAACACAUGGACUAUUGCUUGGAAUAUGUCGUUUGCACGUGAAGCCCUAGAUGACAGUCACUUCUACGUUCUCGUUAAUGGUAAAAUAGUCCUCAACAGUAGCACCAAGACGAUUACCCCAGGUGACGCUUUUGCAAAAUUUGACCUUAUAUACGGGAUGGCCGAAAAACCCAUUGAAAUGAAUUCUGUGAUCACGGUCAAGAAUGAAAAGUCAGGUGCUACAGCCAGAAUAUUCGCGUUGUCUAGGUUUGAUUUCCUAGUGAAAAGCGACGAUGUAUGGCUAUUAAAAUUGGAGAGAAAAAAAUACAAUGAAAUAUUAAUGGUACAGAAAAGGGCGGAAUGGAAAUACACGUUGUAUCAAGAAAUGCUUACCGAAUGUUUGCUGUUUAAAGAAUUUGACCUGCAAACAAAACAGAUGGUUGCGAGUGAUUUUGAAGCCAUUUGUUUUCGUGACGGAGAUGACAUUUUGAGUCCACAUAGAACAACGAAAGACACACGUAUCAAUGUAGAGGGUUCAGAGUCUCAACAGACUGGUGCAGGCGACAAGAAAACAAGCCAUGGACUCGUCUACUUCAGAUGCAUUGAAAUUGAACCUGAGGAAUGUGAUGACAAGCAGACGAUUGUUGAAGGGAGUAAAGCAUCAGAAGACGUCUUCAUUAUUACCGAGGGAGCAGCAGUUGCGACGGACAGCGCGGACAAUCACAUACAGGUGCAAGCGGAAUACAACAAAUUUGACUACCUUGACAAAUCUGAACCUGAAGAAUGUGAUGACAAGCAGUCGAGUGUUGAAGGGAGUGAAACGUCAGAAGACGUCACCAUUAUUUCAGAGGGAGCAGCAGUUGCGACGGACAGCGCGGACAAUCACAUACGGGUGCAAGCGGAAUACAACAAAUUUGACUACCUUGGUUAUGAUGUUUCGAAGACUAUCUACCGUUCUGUCAUCGCCGAUGGACCUAUACUAUGCGCAAAGCUGUGUUCUAAAUACUAUCAAACGAACGGAAGCCAAAACUGGAUAGAUGUCAAAUAGCCAAACUGUCUCAGGUGUUAAAUUCAGACCAAGGAUAUUUGCAGAAAAAAGGAGACCUUAUCAGCAAGACAAAAUAUAAACGUGCAAUCGUUUUAUAAAAACAAAACUCAUUUAAUGUAUACUAGUCGAAUAGCUAUGUUAUAUGCUAUGUAUAAAAAAACAGCCGAGUUAGUGGCAACUAUCCUACAAUACAGCUUUCGAACGUGUACAUGCAUGGAAAGUUUUGAAAUAUGCACUAUAAGUGUGGAUGUCUGUUUCUAUAUCACUAUUAUCAAAGUUUUGAAAAACAAAUGAAUCAUUCAGCAUAUGACAUAUUGAACGUGACAAUAUACCAUUAUUUAUGAGGUAAUUAGAAACAACCUAAGUAGCAUUUGAUAAUGAAACAGAAUAUUGUUCUUCAUCCUUAUAUUGACUGCGAUUGUCUAAUAUCCGUUUCGAGUAAAGAUUUUAUAUCGUUUUUUUGCAUUACAGACUAUCUCGGAUUUCCAAAAAUGUGCCGUUCCCGCAGGCAACACUUGUUCAUUUUUAAUGAUUAUGCAUAAGUUUAAAUACCAUGUGUUGCCUUCCGAAUAUUUAAUUAAAGCUACCAAGGUGACAAAAUCCAUUUCAAUAAAUUGUGGUUGACUUCAUUGAUAAAAAGCCUGUUUAUAAUUACUCAUAAUAAUUUAUGUAAUUGAUCUAUUUACGUUGAGAAUAGAAGUUAAGCAACAAUUGUAAAUGAUUUGUGAAUGUUUAUUUUUUUGGCCAAACCUCACUCCAAUUACUAAGGUUGACUGAAUUUAAGAAUUUAAUAAAAAUAUGUGUACAAUUCUUCAUAUUGUAUUCGCUAAAAAUGUUUCAUUACUACUUUAUUUUCAUUUUUUGAAACAGUUUUGUGUUCUUGUUUUCUAGAUCAACACCCUUUCAGAUUUUAUAUUUAGAACCUCCAAAACUAUUGAGAAUCUAUAUGUAUAUCAUAGUGUGUGGUUGAUUUUGUAUUCAAGUCUUACAGAUACAGAUGUCAAUAUAGGCUUGCACAUCAUAUUUGGACCAGUAUAGGUCUGUUUCACAUAUACAUGCUUAUAGCAAGAGCAUAUAUCAUCUAUGUAAUACAUGUAUUAUCUAGUUUAAUCCAUAAGUAUUUGUUUGUAAUAUAAGUACAUCAUAUUUGAAUCAGUAAAGGCUUGUUCGACAUAUGUAUACAUGUCUAUAGCAAGAUUAUAAUCAUCCCAUGCAGCUGACCUCUUAGAGGCAUGUGCCUACAGGUCUCUUAAAUCUCUGAAACUUGUCUCACUAAAGAUUAUAAGUAUCUUAAUGGCCGAGAGUGUAAGAAAGGUUCAUUCCGACCCGUGCGUAGGGUGUUUUGCGGAACCGAGUUUCCGCAAAACACCCUGCGCGAGGGUCGGGAUGAACCUAUCUUACACGGGCAGCUAUGAGAGGUGACCACACCCUUUUCCCCCUCUCCAUAUCCUUUCCUUUUUCCUAUCAUUACUAUCAACCCCACCACCCUGAAUUUCUCAAUCCACUUUUUGUAAGAAAUUAUAUUUCUAUAAUUAAAGCUUCCUACCAUAAAAUAUUGUAUUAUUUAUGUCUAUAUAUUUCUAUCACUUCGAACCAGCAGUAGCAUAUCAAACAAAUCCUGUUUCUAAUUAUUUGUACUCACCAUAUCCCUAACAAUGAAAACAGAAGACCGACUUAGUAAAACCAACUAUGGUUAACUCUCAAUUCUGCGAUUUGCUUAAACAAUUAUUUAUUUUGUUCAAUAUUUUCUGCAAUAAAUAGUGGUUAAACCAAAACAUUUGGUUAAACGGAUAACAAAAAGGCUGCAUUUUAAAAUUAUUUACAGCAUUCUUAUAUAAGGGCGAGUUUUGACAGCAAAUACAAAUUGGUCCGUUUCUUUUAUCACGUAUUUGGCGAGUUAGGUAGCCAAUCAAAUCGGAAGGAACUCAUAUUGGCCGACUCUGGUCGAUAUUGGUCGAGUUUUGGCAUAAAUUGUCGUCAAAUGUCUAGUAUUAGUACCACGAUUGUCCCGGUAUUGCGUCAAAUACGUAAUAUGUGAUUAACAUUUCCAUAAUAUAGAGGACAUUUGUUUUUUGUUAGUUUAUGUUUAAAGUUUUGGCUACUGAGCUUAUUUCUGUAUUUUUUCAUAUGAAUAUUUAGUGAAAGAUCGUAUCUGAUUUCACGUGUGACAUAGAAACACAUAAUAACACGAGUUUUUUUAUGAUCACGAGUGAGAAUUAAAUUCGACCCUACUCUGAAAUCAACAAUUUUCUGUUUCUUUCAUGCUUAUUUUAUAGGUUAAUCAGAAUUUAAAUGUAACCCCAUCUGAAAAUGAGUGUUUUCUACGCCGCCACCCGUGGGAAGCUCCUCACGUAAAACUAUAGUUGAUGACGUAGCUGUCAUUUGUCCAUUUCCGGUUUGUAGAUUAAAACUUUUGCGAUAUGUUUAAUAGUUUAUUGUUCACUCGUGUUUAGUGAAAACGUUUUUUUAACUGAAAUCAAUGAACAUGUAUUAUUGCAUUAAUGUUCACAUAAAGUAACAGUUAAUGAUCGAAAGCACUUUUAAAUUACACAAGUAAUGAAUACCAGAUUACCACGCCGCCAUUAAUUGAAAAGUUUAAUGUAAAUUUGAAAGGUCAAAAGUGUUAGCAAAACAACUGCGGAUACAUUGGAUGAAACCAUUUUUCUUAGGCAUUUGGCUUAUGAUACAUGGGUAUUCGGUCUCAUUUGCUUGAAUACGGGUUAUUUUUCAAGUAAGUGUGAGUACCACGCUAGGUUGUUGCUACAUUUUAAAGUUUGGGUUGGGUAAGACAAAUCUUUUGUUAAUCUGUUAAUUGUUGUGUGAAUUUUAAGAUUUUUAAGAUUUCAUUGGUUGUUGGCAACAUGUUCUGGUUUAAAAGUUUCGUGAUUAGGUUUGAUGAAGGGGAAGUAUUUCUUAAAUUUGAUAUUUUCACUGCUUAGUUUGCAGUGAAAAAAAAAACAUAAAUUAUAUUUUAACUGUUGUUAUUUCACUUAUAAAACUUCAUAUUUAAUGGAAAAACAUGAAAGAAACACCUAUAGAUUCGAGUUCUUCCGUCGAAUGCUUUAUGGUAUAUGCAGUAUGUGUAAUCGCUGUAAUGCUAUUUCAUUUUUAAGGGUUUCAUGUUAUAUUUAAUGAUAAUCUGCAUUCUUCAAUUUAGUUUAUUUCAAACCAUUUACAGGAACUUUACAGUUACGACUACAAUUACGCCCAUGUUAAGAAAGCGAUCAAUCCGUUUCAUUUUUGUGUGUUUUGUAGCAGAAAACCACCGUUGGUUCAAUCACAGGCGUACACUUCUAAUUAAACAUUUUGAUGGCAGCAGUGAAGCCAAUCCUAAGGUUCAUAAUUUUAGUUGUUGUUUUUAAUAUGUAUUAUACAUUUAUUUUAAUUGGAUUAUAUGGAAGCUUCAAAGAGACGUAUCUAUUUACAUAAGUCUAACCCGUAGCAGGAAUGGGUUCCAUAACAGUAUAUACAUUUCAUAUUAGUUGUUAAUCUUUCUGAUACAGAUGUACCUUUAUGGUGCGACCGCUUUGUUUCAGUAGUUUAUUGCUCCUGAUAACCGAUUUGUUCACAGUAAUAUUAUUACUUUUAUCAUGAUUUUUUUCAGUUGUACCCAUGACAUCAAAACAUAUCUUUAAUUAUUUUUUAAGUAGCACCUUGUAAGUAUUGUGUUGGUCUCAUUUGUUUUGGAUCAUUUUCAAAUGUUUGCAUUUGUUGUGCAUACAUACUUUCCAAACGCCUUUAAAUCAGCUGAGUCUAGAUUUUGUUUUAUCACCUGUUAUAUCUUGUUCAUGAAGUUUUAUCUGUAUUACGCAUGUGUGUUAUUACACUGCUGCUUUUAUGUUAUUCAUAACAUAUAUCUCUCUGUAUGUUCGAUCACAAUUUAUUUUUCUCAUUUUGUUUUCAAAGAUUUUCUUGAAUCAAUUUAUUAUUUUAUCUAUUUCAUAAUAGGAAAACAUGAUAUAAAGUUCCUUUUCUUUACAUGGAAAACAAGUUUUAUUCCAGGGAAUGACAUUCAAUUCAAAAGAAAGCAAUUCCUGUAUUAUACGUCGACCAGCGUUAGAUCCUAUAUUUGUCGAUAAAGAUUUUGGUAGAGCACAUCCGAUUUGCCAUAUCUGUCCAGUUCAAACCAACGUUUUUAUGUUAUAUUUUCUUUUUAUUUUUUAUCCAGUUUAUUGUCACUUACAUAUUCAAAAACGAAUUCGUUUAAUGUCGCCAAUGAAAUGUUUACUUGAUUCAAAACACAGAGUAAAAUGAUAUAUACAUUUAGGAAAUGUAAACGUUUGAAAAAACGUAUGUUUUCCCAGUUAGUGUCGAUGUCCGUGUUUUAAGACGAUUCGUAUGGUUAAAUUGUGUUUUCUAUGUUAUUUGUAAGUGUGAUUUUAACUUAUUUGUAACAGUCAACCCUAAAGUAAUUGCCUGCCUUUGCUGUUGUGCAUAUUUUAAGAACAGUUUCACAUUUAUAAUUCGUUAAUAAUUUAUCACUUGCAACUAUUUUGCCUUCCGUUAAUUAUCAAAAAGAUAAAUAAUGUUUUCAAUAGCUUUAAUAGGUAUGGUGUUUAAUUUUAGAUUAAAAUUUGUUUAAAUAGUCAAUUUAUUCGCUCAAUAUGUCUUCUGAUCAAUAUUUUAUUUUCAAUUUUGAGGUUAUUAAUUGAUUUGUUUUCUAUUUGUUCUGGUGUCAUAAUUUGGGAAAUACUUUUUUAUGUGAUCUCUGAUCUUAAUAUAUUUCUGAGAACUUAGGGCGGUAUAAGUUCAUCUCUGAUUUGCUUCAAUAUAAUGUCAGUUUAAUAGUUUUCGUUUGUAUUUAAUUUUGCUUCUAACCUUUCUAUUUCGCUUUGGAGUUUGAAUAUUUAACGAUUUGGGUUCCUUUAGAUAUGUGAUUGAUUUAUUUGUUUUUAUUCUCAUUGUACCAGUGUAUAGUACGUUUUGAUUGCAUUCGUUGUAAUUUAUAGUUUUUGUAAAACAUCUGUUGAAGUUACUUCGAAUUUACUUUUAACUUUGGUAUUUCGGGAUCAUUGAAGUUGUCAUAAUUAUUAGUGACAAUGCAAUGCAGCUUUUUAAAUAUAAUUGAACAAUAACCAAAACUGCAUUUUAAAACUAUAAUAUGUGUUUCCAAAGUAGUUAGUAAAUAAAUGCCCUGAUAUUUACGCUAUUUACGCUUUAAAUUCUCCUUGUUGUUUUUUGUAAAAUUAAAAUAGGUAUGAUAUCAAUAAGUGAUUUUUCUUUUUAAUAUCCUACUCUGUAGAUAAGUUAUUUUUGUUUGCAGUGAAAUAAACGGAUGUUUUCCGGUUUAUUCACUGGUUUUAUAUCAUUAUUUAGUAAUUUGAUAUAGUUUGUACAUGAUUCACUAUGUCUAGCUAACUUUAGAAUGUAAUAUUUUCGCCAUAUCAUAUUUCCUAGUAUAUUACAUAAACUACUUUAGAGAAAUUUAUUUACAAGCUAUUGAAAGGGUUUCUUAUUUUUUUUAUCUCAUAUAUAAAUAUUAUAAAUGAUGUCAGAAGUUCAUACUCCACUGAUACUUGUUUGAUACAUUAAUUGAUAGUAUAAAAAGCAACACUGCGGUCAAUAUGUCAAGUGAGAAAAAUCUAUAUAUUUUGAUUAUUUCAUAGUUAGGCACGAACUAUGGAAAUACAAUAUUACUCUACAUUGCUAUGUAAUUUGUGCUAUGCUAAUUUUUCAUUGUAUGAAGAGCCUUAAAUCUAAAACAGCUGUAAAAAAUAUCACAAAAAAGUUAUAUAAUUUCAAUUUGAAUUUUUUGACCAAGGUGACAUUACACAACAGCAUAUCGGUGACCUAAACAUGUUUAAUGUGUACACCAUGGUAAAAAAACCGACGUUACAGGCUUUUAAUAUAACGAUAUAAAUCCACGUUGUAUAAAAAAUUGUCUAAUUUUGAUCAAAGAACAACAAGAAUAUAAUACUAGAAAAUCCAGCUGGAACGUAUUGAUCAAUACUUAAACCGGCGUUGAUCGAUUGUCAUUUUCAAAACGUGGUUCAAAAAAUAAAAAUUAUUUUCAAGACAUUUGAUAAUGAUAACACGUUAUAAACAUUGAAGUGUAAAACAAACAAAUUUUGAGUGGAAAUAUCAGAAAUAACAUAUUUUUGCUUUAUUGAUUAAUGCUGUAUGAAAGCUAAACUAUUAAAAUAGUGUGAAUUAUUGCUUAUAUUUACAUCAUGAAAGUUUAAGUUUUGCUUCUUCGACAAUGCUUAAAAUUUCACAUCUACAUUUGAAAUCAAUAUAUGCGUUUUGUGUUGAUUUUUGGUAAAACACAAGAACCCAUUUGAAUUUAUUCCGUAAGGGCUUUACUGGGUUAUUCUUGCUUCUUUUGUGUGUAUUUUACUAAAUUUAAUUUAAGGUUUUCAAUUAAUGCAUAUUCUAGGAAAUUCAAAACGCACUAUUUAUACAUUAUAUAAUUGCAGUAAAUAAUUAUUCAUAAUUUUAAAUGUAUAUCAUCUUUGUCUUUAUAUGAAUAUGUGAUUUGUACUCCAGUUGUAUGAUCUGUUAUUCAAUUAACUUUGAAUUAAACAUUGUACAGACAUAUACUCGUAUUAAACAAAAAAUCUUG
This is a messenger RNA of Mya arenaria, 8525 nucleotides long. RefSeq lists its product as uncharacterized. The transcript has 22 exons. The record is from RefSeq and is a predicted model, not a curated record. NCBI's taxonomy places the organism in Eukaryota, Metazoa, Mollusca, Bivalvia, Myida, Myidae. Bases 56 to 1963 code for a protein of 635 amino acids.